Daphnia magna is the source of this 1864-nucleotide messenger RNA. RefSeq names its product TWiK family of potassium channels protein 7. Gene Ontology annotation, cellular component: membrane. NCBI's taxonomy places the organism in Eukaryota, Metazoa, Arthropoda, Branchiopoda, Diplostraca, Daphniidae. The record is from RefSeq and is a predicted model, not a curated record. Gene Ontology annotation, molecular function: potassium ion leak channel activity. Gene Ontology annotation, biological process: stabilization of membrane potential; potassium ion transmembrane transport.
GCACCGUCUUUUGUAAUUAAAAACGAAGCCACGUCCGAAGACGAGAUCAGUAGAGUCCCAGUUGGACGACGCUGCAGUUUGGGCUGAUCCAUCCGGCGGGACAAAAAUGGGAUCGACUCGUUUGCGUCAGAGUUCACUGGAAGAACGUUACCGCAAAUGUUUGCGCAUUUCGUUGACCUUCCUCUUCUCCCAGGUGGGCCUCAUCGGGCUCGUUGUGGCCUAUUCAGCCGCAGGCGCUGUUCUUUUUGAAUGGCUCGAAGCCGAUCAAGAAAUCGAACCUCGACGUAAAAUCCUCCAAAUUCGACUCGAUUGCCUCGAACGUUUAAGCCAACUCAAUUACUAUUCAGCUGGCACUUCCAUAGAGAACGGCACCGAGUUAUGGGCCAUCAAAGCCGGCGCCCUCCUCAAAGCAUUUGAAACCGAGGUGGUCAAGGCCACCAAAGUGGAGGGAUACGACGGCAAAGAAGUGGAUGACGUCGAACGUCAAUGGUCCGUCAGUGGUUCUCUUCUUUACUCCAUCACCGUCAUCACAACUAUUGGUUAUGGCAAUCUGGCUCCGAAGACUGGUCCUGGCAAAGUGGUUACCAUCAUCUAUGCCCUUAUAGGAAUCCCGUUGAUGCUGCUGUGCCUCUCUAAUUUGGGCACGUUCAUGGCCAGCAGCUUCCAAUUCGCGUUCGGCAAACUGUACUGCUGUUUGUGGUGUUCCAGUCGACGCUGUUGCUGCAACCAGAGGCGACAACAACGAAGGCGACAGCAUCACCAACAGCAAUUGAAAUCUCUGACGCAACCGGGUGUCGUCUUGUCCACUUUAUCGCCCGAUUAUAGAGCAAGAGAUGGCGUUGUCCUCCCAACAACAGCAGCAGCAACAAGAACAACCAGAACAACAGCAACGCGAGUGGAAAAGAAAGAUGGAAACAAGAAGAUGGACGACGGUCUGUCGGCGCAAGAUUUAGCCGAAUUGGCUGAACGAGAUUACGACAUUGUCAUCGAAGAGGAUCGAUCAGCUGACGGAAUAAUCAGGACAGUGGGUGGUGCUGCUGGACUGAAUUAUUGCGCGACGGACAAGUUGAACGACAAGGCUCGUUUCUUAUUGGCCGAUUGUUCGCGUUACGAUUGCCGUGCAAGUAGCAGCAGCAGCAACAACAACAACAACAACGUUGCCGGCACGCCACUACCUGGCCAUAUUAGCGACUGGCCAACCACCGAUGUUGCUGUUGAAAGUGGUGGCCAACAGGCGAACGAAGGCCAUCUCGAUCGAAUGAUGGGUGAUUCACCACUACCACCUGCUGCUGCUGCUGCUGCUGUUUCCAGUGACACCAAGCUGCUGGGCAACGUUCCAGCGACAUCAGAUGAAACGAGUAAAUUGAAUGCAACUGUCGUUAAUAAAUCGGGAGGGGGCCAGCAACGGGUGCCCGUCUCCGUGGUGUUGGCCUUUCUGGUGGGUUACAUCUGCAUCGGGGCGGCCGUCUUUUCGGCCUGGGAAGAAUGGUCUUACCUGGACGGCGCUUAUUUCAGUUUCAUCACAUUGUCGACGAUCGGAUUCGGCGAUUUGGUGCCCGGCUCGAAAGUGCUGGAACAAGGCGAAACGAAAUUAGUGGCCUGCAUCGUCUACCUGGUGGUCGGCUUGGCCAUGAUUGCCAUGUCGUUUAAUCUCGUCCAAGAAGAAGUCAUUUACAAUUUUCAAAAAUUGGGUCAAAAUAUGGGCAUUCUCGAUGAGAAAUGAACUUUUCGUUUUUUUAGCCUAAUACCUGUUUUGUUUUUUUCUAUUUUGAAUAUGUACUAAAUCAUUUAACUGCAAAUGUGUGUCAUCUUUGUUGGGGGGCUACAAUACACUUCCAGUUUCGAUUGAGGACUGGACAGUAGA